Messenger RNA from Gasterosteus aculeatus aculeatus (three-spined stickleback), 1740 nucleotides. RefSeq names its product basic leucine zipper and W2 domains 1a (gene bzw1a). Gene Ontology annotation, cellular component: cytoplasm; membrane. Gene Ontology annotation, molecular function: protein binding. The record is from RefSeq and is a predicted model, not a curated record. Lineage: Eukaryota; Metazoa; Chordata; Actinopteri; Perciformes; Gasterosteidae.
GAAGCCCUUUAAUUCGCGCAUGCGCAGUGGGAGGAGCCUGCGGAAGCACCGGAAAGGUCUUUUUGUUUCUGCCGCUGAAGAGAGUCGAAAUUCAUCUGGACCGCAACCGUUUUUUGACUGCAUUACUUUCGGGUGUCUUUUAUGAGUAAUCAAAAGCAGCAAAAGCCGACGCUCACUGGCCAGCGGUUCAAAACGAGGAAAAGAGAUGAAAAGGAAAGAUUUGACCCUACUCUGUUUCAAGAAAGUAUCGUACAAGGCUUGAAUCAAAGCGGCUCUGAUUUGGAAGCGGUCGCAAAGUUCCUCGAUUCCACUGGCGGAAAGCUCGACUACCGGCGCUAUGCAGAGACGCUCUUCGACAUCCUGGUGGCCGGCGGCAUGCUGGCCCCGGGGGGGACUCUGUCGGACGACAUGACCCGCACCGAGUUCUGCCUCUUCACGGCACCAGAAGACCUGGAGACGAUGCAAGCUUAUGCUCAGGUUUUUAACAAGCUGAUCAGGCGUUACAAGUACCUGGAGAAGGGUUUCGAAGACGAAAUCAAGAAGUUGCUGCUGUUUCUAAAAGGGUUCACCGAGUCUGAGCGCAACAAACUGGCCAUGCUCACCGGCAUCCUGCUGGCCAACGGCAACAUAUCAGCCUCCAUCCUCAACAGCCUCUACAACGAGAACCUCGUCAAAGAGGGAGUGUCUGCGGCCUUUGCUGUCAAGCUCUUCAAGUCCUGGAUCCACGAGAAGGACAUCAACUCCGUGGCCGGCAGCCUCCGCAAAGUCGGCAUGGACAACCGGCUGAUGGAGCUCUUUCCUGCCAACAAGCGGAGCUGCGAGCAUUUCUCCAAGUACUUCACCGACGCCGGGCUGAAGGAGCUGUCCGACUUCGCCCGCAACCAGCAGUCCAUCGGUGCCCGCAAGGAGCUGCAGAAGGAGCUGCAGGAGCAGAUGGCCCGCGGUGACCCUCAGAAGGAGAUCAUUGCCUUCACCAAAGAGGAGAUGAAGAAGGCCAACCUCUCGGAGCAGGCCAUGAUCAACAUCAUCUGGACCAGCGUGAUGAGCUCCGUGGAGUGGAACAAGAAAGAGGAGCUGGUGUGCGAACAAGCCAUCAAACUCUUGAAGCAAUACAGCCUCCUGCUGAAGGCCUUCACCUCCCAGGGUCUCUCCGAGCUCAGCCUGCUGCUGAAGAUCCAGGAGUACUGCUACGACAACAUCCACUUCAUGAAGGCCUUCCAGAAGAUCGUGGUGCUGCUCUACAAAGCCGACGUCCUGAGCGAAGAGGCCAUACUGAAGUGGUACAACGACGCUCACGUCACCAAGGGGAAGAGCGUCUUCCUCGAGCAGAUGAAGAAGUUUGUGGAGUGGCUUAAGAGCGCCGAGGAAGAGUCGGAGUCGGAGGAAGAGGAGACGGACUGAAGCCUCCAGCGAGCUCCUUUCUUUCAAUGGCAGCAGGAGGUGCUUUUCCUUCUUCCUCCCAAACAUUCAACUAAAUAAUAAGUCCUGGUUAGUAAAUCGUCCCAGUGGAAGCAGAAAGAGAUGAAUACAUAACAUUGUUUAAUCUGACGCGUCAUAAGAAUCAAACGUUAGUUUUCUUCUCCCCUCUUGACCUUUUGACCCGGCUCACGCUUUGGCUUCAGCCGGGUCCUAAACUUUGCCUAAUUUCUUGACCUUAAGCCACACCCCCUGUAAACCGCCUCGCCAUUUAUUGGUUUCUACUGACUUUUUUUAAUGAAAAUAAAAAUGAUUCAAAUGCCU